This is a messenger RNA of Belonocnema kinseyi, 2074 nucleotides long. It is a transcript of the gene Ns3, whose product is annotated as large subunit GTPase 1 homolog. Gene Ontology annotation, molecular function: GTP binding; GTPase activity. Bases 116 to 2041 code for a protein of 641 amino acids. The record is from RefSeq and is a predicted model, not a curated record. Gene Ontology annotation, cellular component: cytosol. Gene Ontology annotation, biological process: ribosomal subunit export from nucleus. NCBI's taxonomy places the organism in Eukaryota, Metazoa, Arthropoda, Insecta, Hymenoptera, Cynipidae. The transcript is spliced from 4 exons.
UUCGGCAAAAAAUGUCAAGUGUAAAGUGUUCGAGGAGAGGUUAUAAAUCUGAAUUUUUGACAAAGUUUCUGAGUGUUCAUUUGGUGUAUUUCUUUGUAUAAUUAAAAGAAACAAAAUGGGCAAGAAGAAUAAAGGUACAUAUCUCGGUCGAACUUUAAUAAAAGAUCGUUUCGGACCCAGAAAAAUCAGAAGAGAUGACGAUUCGAUGCUACAUACCGCAGACAUCAAUGAUGGAUACGACUGGGGUCGUCUCAAUCUCCAAUCAGUAACCGAAGAAAGUUCUUUCCAAGAAUUUCUUUCAACGGCCGAGCUCGCUGGCACCGAAUUCCAUGCCGAGAAGUUGAAUAUCAAGUUCGUCAAUCCAAAAAGCGGAAUAGGUCUCCUCUCCAAGGAAGAACGAGAAAAGGUUUUAGAAUCUCACGAAAAGAACAGAAUCCUGCUAAAAAUACCUAGAAGACCAACAUGGAACGAAUCGACCACAGCUCAAGAAUUGCAGUCCAGGGAGAAAGAAGAAUUUCUGGAAUGGAGGCGAGGUUUGGUUCAGCUUCAAGAAUCGCAGGAUUUAAUGCUCACGCCCUACGAAAAAAAUCUAGAAUUCUGGAGACAACUUUGGCGUGUGAUAGAAAGAAGUGAUGUCGUCGUGCAAAUCGUGGAUGCUCGUAAUCCUCUUAUAUUUCGGUGCGAUGACUUGGAGAAGUACGUCAAGGAAGUCAAUCCCGAAAAGAUGAACGUGAUCCUAAUUAAUAAAGCUGAUUUUCUUACCGAUAAACAAAGACAGAUUUGGGCUGAUUAUUUCUCAAAUAUCGGCAUUCGUGUUGCUUUCUUUUCUGCCACAUUAGCAGCAGAAAAAGAAUCGAUUGAAGAGGAAUCUGAGGAGUGCCUGGAAAGCGAUAACGAGAGCGAGAGUUCAGAUGAAAGUGAAAAUGAAAGGGAAAACGAAAGCGAUAAUGAAUCAGAGUACACAUCCGAUUUUGCAGUCGAAUCCGUUUACGAAAGUGCAGAAUCGUCGCCAGAAUUAAACGAAAGUCCAUGUCCAACGCCAGAGUUAAUCAAAAGUCCAGAAUCAUUGUCAGAAUUGAAGUCUUCAGAGGGAGAAGGUCCGGAAAUAAAUGAAAAUUUCACUAAUUCUCCAGAAUUAUUGAACCGAGAUGAACUCAUUUCACUCUUCAAAACGAUUUACAGAGGAAAAACCUACACGGAAGGAGUCACAACGAUCGGAUUAGUUGGAUAUCCAAACGUUGGAAAGAGUUCUACCAUAAACGCGCUUUUAAUGAGCAAAAAAGUCUCCGUAUCAGCCACUCCAGGCAAAACGAAGCACUUCCAGACUCUUUUCGUGGAUAAGGAUUUACUACUCUGCGAUUGUCCGGGACUCGUGAUGCCCAGUUUCGUUUGCACAAAAGCGGAGAUGAUUUUAAAUGGAAUUUUACCGAUCGAUCAGAUGAGAGAUCAAGUUCCACCCGUCACUUUAUUAGGAACUUUGAUUCCAAGGCAUGUUAUUGAGGACACAUAUGGUAUCAUGAUCCCCUUGCCGAUUGAGGGAGAAGAUCCUGAUCGUCCACCCACUGCUGAGGAGAUUUUAAACUCCUACGGAUACAACCGAGGUUUUAUGACGAAUAACGGACAGCCUGAUAAUCCGCGUUCAGCACGUUACCUUCUGAAAGACUAUGUAAACGGAAAACUCUUAUACUGUGUAGCUCCUCCAACUCUAUCCCAGGAAGAAUUUCAUGAAUUUCCUCAGAGGAAAAAAGCUUUUUCGGUUAAUAAGCAACUGCCCCAAGCGACCGUAAGAGCCACAAGGGGACUUAAAACCACGACUGAAGAUAUAGACAAGGUUUUCUUCCAAAACCGAGCAACAGGCGUUCAUGUUCGAGGACUUUCUCAAGGAAUGCACCUCGCCAAUAAUUACGAAAAUAAUCUAUGUUUCAGCGACCUGGGAUCAAUCCACAGUUUGGAUAAGCCAUGGAAGAAAAUUAAUAAACAUUCUAACAAGAAGAAACGCGAGAAGUCGAGACGAUUGUACGCUCACCUUGAUCAACAUUAAGUUGAUGCGUCUGUUAUCUCUCGACCCUCUACA